Terrapene triunguis (Three-toed box turtle) is the source of this 1123-nucleotide messenger RNA. RefSeq names its product ral guanine nucleotide dissociation stimulator-like 2. Lineage: Eukaryota; Metazoa; Chordata; Testudines; Emydidae. Gene Ontology annotation, biological process: Ras protein signal transduction; positive regulation of GTPase activity. The annotation marks the transcript as partial. Gene Ontology annotation, molecular function: guanyl-nucleotide exchange factor activity. The record is from RefSeq and is a predicted model, not a curated record. Gene Ontology annotation, cellular component: plasma membrane. The transcript is spliced from 9 exons.
ACCUCGCCUGACCCCCCCCUCCCCCGACAGUAGGGGGUAGCCCAUGACUCCUCCGUGGGGCUGAGAAGUCCCCUCCCCCCACGGCCCCCCCAUGCUGCCCCGCUCGCUGCGCCAUCUGCUGGAGGGGGCCCGGCUGGAGCUGGGGGAGGAGCAGGGGGUCACUCUGAGCGGGUACCGGAGCUGGUCCCCCGACCCCCCGCAGCCACAGCCCCCAGUGACCCUGACGGAGGAGGCCGAGGAGGGAGUGAUCUACACAGUGACCACGCGCCAGUCCGGGGGCGCCCAGCCAGGGGCCCCGGGGGGGGCGGGGAGCCAGGCCCGCUCACUGAAGGCCGGGUCGCUGGUCCGGCUGGUUCGGCACCUCCUGGAGGCCCAGACGCUGGGCGACGCCGCCUACGUCCCUGCCUUCCUGGUCACCUACCGGGUGUUCACCCGCCCCCCGACGGUGCUGGGGUUGCUGCUCGACAGGCUGGAGGAGGUCGGGGCGCUGGAGCUGAGGCCCGUCUCCCCGGAGACAGCUGAGCUGCAGCGGGCCUUCUCCUCGGUGAUGUGCUCCUGGCUGGACGGGUACCCCGAGGAUUUCGGGGGGGCCUUGGACCCGGGCCUGGUGGAGCGACUGGGCCGGAGCCUGCAAUGUGCCCUGGGGCAGGGCUCCGAGGCCGAGAGACGCCUGCUCGCCCUGCGGGGGGUGCCGGGGGGGCCCAGCAAUGGAGGGGCGGCACUGUUCCUGCGGGUCGUGCCCUACCAGUGCCUGGGCUCGCUCUGGUCUCAGCGUGACAAGAAGGGGCGGGAGCGGGACUGCCCCAGCGUCCGUGCCACGGUGCGCCAGUUCAACCGCCUGGCGGGGGCCGUGAUCCGCUCCUGCCUGGCGGGGCCGGGGCUGCGCCCCCAGCAGCGGGCUCGGAUUCUGGAGAAAUGGAUCCACGUGGCCGAGGAGUGCCGCGCCCUGAGGAAUUUCUCAUCUCUCUGCGCCAUCAUCUCCGCCCUGCAGUCCAGCCCCGUGCACCGGCUCAAGCGGACCUGGGACGAGACCGCCAGGGACGCGCUGCGCAGCUACGAGGAGCUCAGCACCAUCUGUUCCGAACAGGAUAACUACAGCCUGAGCCGGCAGCUGCUGUUCCAG